This is a messenger RNA of Zonotrichia leucophrys gambelii, 1661 nucleotides long. RefSeq names its product F-box protein 2 (gene FBXO2). Gene Ontology annotation, cellular component: cytoplasm; SCF ubiquitin ligase complex. The transcript has 7 exons. Gene Ontology annotation, biological process: SCF-dependent proteasomal ubiquitin-dependent protein catabolic process; glycoprotein catabolic process. Lineage: Eukaryota; Metazoa; Chordata; Aves; Passeriformes; Passerellidae. Gene Ontology annotation, molecular function: ubiquitin protein ligase activity; protein binding. The record is from RefSeq and is a predicted model, not a curated record. Bases 103 to 840 code for a protein of 245 amino acids.
AGGCGGGACCGCGAGGCGCCCCACCCCCGUGAGCCGUGCUCGGUGCAGCCCAGCUCGGAACGGCCCCUGCGGAUCAGACAGCUGUGCCCAGCUGCCCCAGGGAUGGAGUCCCUCCCUGAAGCAGUGCUGGUCCGGAUCCUGGCCUCCCUCCCUGCCGUGGAGCUGGUGCUGGUGUGCCGCCUGGUCUGCUGCCAGUGGAGGAACCUGGUGGAUGGAGCUGCCCUGUGGGUCCUCAAGUGUCAGCAGGAAGGCCUCACCAGAGCAGAGUCAGAUGUGGAGAACUGGCAAAGCUUCUACUUCCUCAGUAAGAAAAGGAGGAAUCUCAUCAAGAACCCAUGUGGUGAAGAAGGCUUGGAGCACUGGGGAGAGGUAGAGAAUGGAGGUGAUGGCUGGAAAAUUGAAGAGCUCCCAGGGGACUUUGGAAAAGAAUUUCCUAGUGAAGAAGUCCAUAAAUACUUUGUCACAUCUUAUGAGUGGUGUCGAAAGGCUCAGGUCAUUGACCUGAGGGCUGAGGGCUACUGGGAAGAGCUGAUGGAUACAAGCCAGCCUAAAAUCAUGGUAAGAGACUGGUAUGCAGGACGUAGUGAUGCUGGCUGCCUCUAUGAGCUGUGUGUGAAGCUGCUCUCUGAGGAUGAGGACGUGCUGGCUGAGUACAAAAGUGACACUGUCACCAUCCCAGAGGGAAAUGAUGGCAGCUGGACUGAGAUCUCUCACACGUUCUGCAGCUACGGGCCCGGGGUGCGCUUUGUGCGCUUUGAGCACGGCGGGCAGGACACGCUGUUCUGGCAGGGCUGGUACGGCGCCCGCGUCACCGGCAGCAGCGUGACCCUGGAGCCAUAGCCCUGCUCAGCAGGACCUGCAUGCUGCAGCUCACCUCCCUCAGGGCAUCCAUCCCCCAGCCUCUGGAUGGUUUCUGCGCGGUGCUGCUGCUGGCUGUAGAGCAUUUGGCCUUCCUGCGUAGGAAUGUGUGUGCAAGGCGCCAGGAGCCACCAGCUCAAGAGGACCGUGCAAAAAUGUGAAUGAAUUUGGGAAUGCACCUCGCCAUGUGCACUGGUGUUCUCUGUCAGACAGGAGAUCACCUGAAAACCCUGCAGAUCUCUGUUAGUCUCUAAUGCCUAGCACCCAGCCUGAGUCAUCUCUCCUACCUGCUCCCCUGACUUGGGCACUCCUUAACUUGAAGGGAUUCCUUAAGUAUAUUUCCUGGAAGUUAGAGUGGGAAGAAAAGAAUAAAGAAAACCACAGACCCUGUGUCUCAAAACAUAUCAGGGAAACCCAGAGCCUAAUUCUCAGCUGUUUCCAUGACCUGCAGUGAGAACCUUGGCUUCUUGCAUUUAUAAAAUGAUAACAUUGUUUACCACAGAGGGGCUCUAGCUUGGCUGUCUACACUAAUAGUUUAAUUUUUAGUGAUAAUGCAAAGCAAGAGAGGUUGAAUCCUUUUCUCCUUUACACUGUUCCAUUUAUCAAGGGAAGUGUUGGAAAGAGAAACAUGUCUGAUGUCCAGCCCUGGGGCUUCAUUUGGCUCCCUCAGAGAGAUGGCAUCUGAGAGUAAUUGCUGGUGGACAGAGAAAGAGAUUACAACAAUUUAGAGUACUGAGUUAGAAAAAAUUUGAAAUAGGGUCCAGAAACAAAUGAAAAUAAACUCAUUUAGCCCUUCCUGGUCA